Amyelois transitella is the source of this 759-nucleotide messenger RNA. Its product is annotated as protein lethal(2)essential for life-like. The transcript has a single exon. Gene Ontology annotation, molecular function: protein folding chaperone. The record is from RefSeq and is a predicted model, not a curated record. Lineage: Eukaryota; Metazoa; Arthropoda; Insecta; Lepidoptera; Pyralidae. Gene Ontology annotation, biological process: protein refolding; response to heat. Bases 170 to 688 code for a protein of 172 amino acids.
CUGUCCGUAUGACUAAUGAACUUCAACGAUUACAAUUUUGCAUCCAGAACUAUCGAGACGAUCUAUUUCGAACGCAUUACCUUGCUAACGUCACGCAUUCUCAAUAUAUAAACGAUUCCCGCCCGAAAACUAACAGUACAGACAUUACUGUGACAGAAAUCGGACCAAAAUGUCUCUCCUACCUUAUCUCUUCGACUACGACCAUCCUCGUUGGCCAAGACGCCUUCUCGACCAAAACUUCGGCUUAGCACUCUCACCAGAAGACGUCACAUCGGCUGCAACUUUGAGCUCACCAUUAAUUUCGCGCCUAAAACCAUGGUGGCCCGACGCGGGAUCUUCAAUCAAAAGUGAAAAGGACAAAUUCCAAAUCAACGUAGAUGUACAGCAUUUCUCUCCAGAUGAGAUCACAGUCAAAACAGCAGACGGCUACAUCAUCAUUGAAGGCAAACAUGAAGAGAAGAAAGAUGAACACGGAUUCGUUUCAAGACAGUUUUCGAGAAGAUUCAAGCUACCUGAAGAUAUAAAUGUGGAUGCGGUGCAGUCCAGACUUUCUUCUGAUGGGGUUUUGACAGUGGUAGCUCCUAAACAAACGGACGUUGCCAAGGGUGAGAGAUUAGUUCCUAUCACACCAACGGGGCCUAUCAGACAAGUAGUGGAUGAAGCCUCUAAGGAUGUUAUCAAGAGCUAAUUUAUAAUUUAAGACUGGUUGAUUUUAAGUACCUAUAUUAUAGCAAUAAAUUGUAUUUAUUUGUUCAAAAA